AUGGACGACACUCCAGGUAGUCCUGCACCAAAAAACCAGUCUUCAUCAGCAAAGACGCUAUCAUCAUUGUUCGCAAAGAGAUGGACUCACAAGAUAGCUUCAGUCUUUGCAAGACGCACCCGUCGAGAUGACCGAGGACCCGUGGCGGAGGAUGGUGCGGUCGGCUGGUCUUUGUCCAGCCACGAUACAAUCCGAGUGAUUUCAAACCGCCCGGAACCUACGCAAGGAAUCGAUACGAGCAGGUUUCCUACUCCGUUCCCUUUCAGGCGCCUUCCUUACGACAUUCGUGUAAUCAUUUACUCCCAUCUCGAGAGCAGACCACCACUCGCGCCGAAACUCGAUUGCCAGGGGUUCUAUCUGUCAUGCCGGCAAAACAAGCGUGAGAUCGAAGAGUUCGCACGCGAUAGACUGAGAACACUCUUUGCACGGAUUGAGGAUACAUCAAGCGUUGGAGUAGCCAUCAGGCGCGGCUCAGACGAGUUGCGAAACAUCACUGUUGCUCUUCCUUACGCUGCCUUCGAUGAUCUCGGUGUGUCGUCUUCAAAUCCCAAAUGGAAGCGAGAGGUUCUCAGCGGUCUGCAUCCGCUCUUUGCCUACCCUUUUGACACAUUACACAUCGCAAUCUCCGACGACCAAUGUCACGUAUCAAGUAGUCCUGAAGUUGCUGCACCAAGCACGAAUUGUCUUGUUGAAAGCACGUUGCGCUACUUGAUCCGCGACCUCAGCUUCAUGGUCGAGUGCUCAAACACGUGCAAUGAUCGGGCGAACUUCACGGACAACAAACAAAGCAAGGUUGAAAAGAUCUUCAAGCUCAGAGUCGCAGAAGAGGUCCCGCCGUAUCCUAGCGCCGAUGUCAGAGCGAGACGAAUAUGCCUGUCGUGGGAUAGCCGGCCAUUCCCUCACGAUGAGACUCCGCUGAGUGGCCGAAUUGUAUACGCUGACCCUUCUCGCCCGCAGGCUUUGAAAAACGCUAACCCACUUCAUCCUGCCAACCUCCACACAAGUAUGGUCUACGAGCUCAGCGGUGCAGAUGGUUCUGUUGGCGAAAUUGGCAUCGUGUCGCCAACGCGGUGGCCGCUGCACAACACUGGAAGACCAUCAGUAAAACACAUGGUGGACUCGUUUGAUCUUCAUCGAGGAUCGAUAGUUUCGAGUAAAGGAUCAGGGAUGAAGCUUGAACAGGGGAUCGCAGGUGUCAGGAUUCAGAAACUUGAGGACGGGGAGGAUAGGAGGCACAAAGCAGCAGUGGACCGAAAGUUUGACCACGACGUCUUCAUGGCGUGCAUAGAGGAGGGGUAUUUUCCCGAUUAG
Messenger RNA from Ascochyta rabiei, 1311 nucleotides. RefSeq lists its product as uncharacterized. The record is from RefSeq and is a predicted model, not a curated record. The coding region runs from base 1 to 1311 and encodes 436 amino acids. NCBI's taxonomy places the organism in Eukaryota, Fungi, Ascomycota, Dothideomycetes, Pleosporales, Didymellaceae. The transcript has a single exon.